UGGUGGAUAUUCUGGAUAGAUUGCAUAAAGUGUGCUAGUAGUAUUGUAUGCAAGAACUUCCUGCUGACACUAUGCGUAGUUUUUCAUUCUGGCAAAAGGAAGAAGAAGUGAAAUGGACAAUUAGUUACAAGAAUAACCAAUACACAGGAUACUUUGCACUAUGUGCUGCGUUAAACUUGUACUUAGAAAAUCAAGGGAAAUAUAUUUUGUCUGCGGAGUUUUUAAAGCAACUUACCGUAUUACAACUGAAGGAGAUAUUGAUGCCAGAGACCCAGUCUCAAGGAGUUAUUCCCUUAUUAUCGGAACGUAUUCAUUGUCUUCGUGAGGCGGGUUGUGUUUUGGACGAAUACUUUCAAGGAAGUGUAUAUCAUCUGAUUCAAGAUUCUCAUGGAAGCUUGGAAACUCUUGUUGACAAGGUUGUUCAUUUUUUUCCAUCCUUUAGGGAUGAAGCCAUGUAUAAAGGCCAUCGAAUAUUCUUUUACAAGAGAGCUCAAAUAUUUGCAGCUGAUAUCUUUGCUUGCCUGGGUGAGGAAGCCCUCUUGUUUAGAGACCCUUACUGCUUGACCAUGUUUGCAGACUAUCGAGUGCCGCAAGUAUUACACAAAAGAGGAAUAUUGAAGUAUUCGGAUAUCUUGACAGCUCAAUUGCAACAAGGCAUGGAGAUUGAAAAUACUGAAGAGAUCGAAAUUAGAGCUUGUUCAAUUGCCUCAGUAGAAUUGAUUCGUAAGGAAAUUCAGGAAAGGAAUCCUCAAAUAUUAGUUUCUAGUCAGUUGAUUGAUUAUCUUCUGUGGAGUGAAGCAAUGAAUAUGAAGAGUUCGUUAGAAUUGGAAAAAACUCCUUUCCACAGGGUAAGAACCAUUUUUUAUUAGAUGGGUUUGGUACUCCCAAAAUAACAAAAUAUAACAUUAUUGACUAUUAAAGUCAAUCGCGUAAAAUAGAAAACACCCACCAUCCAUAUCUGCUGCUAUGCAUAUAUAGAAUUCGUUCUCUAAUGA
Messenger RNA from Galdieria sulphuraria, 995 nucleotides. RefSeq lists its product as uncharacterized. Bases 48 to 869 code for a protein of 273 amino acids. The transcript has a single exon. NCBI's taxonomy places the organism in Eukaryota, Rhodophyta, Bangiophyceae, Galdieriales, Galdieriaceae. The record is from RefSeq and is a predicted model, not a curated record.